AUGAUCACAAAAAGCAAAAAAGAACACAAAAUCAAAUCAGAGGAAAGUACUUACCAGAUAGCUGACAAAACUCUGUUUUUCCCUUUAACAAUAGGUAUACAAACAAUUGAAGACUACAGAUUUUAUGCCAUAUCUGCUGAGUACCCUGAAUUCAGCAACAAGGAUAAAACUUUAGUUUUCCAAUUUUCUAUCAAACAUGAGCAAAAGCUUGAUUGUGGUGGUAGAUACAUGAAAUUGCUUAGUGGUGAUGUGGAUCAAAAGAAAUUUGGUGGUGAUACCCCUUACAGUAUCAUGUUUGGACCUGAUAUUUGUGGGUAUGCAACAAAGAAGGUUCAUGCAAUUCUCACAUACAAUGGAGAAAACAAAUUGAUCAAGAAAGAUGUUCCUUGUGAAACUGAUCAACUUUCACAUGUUUAUACCUUUAUUCUACGCCCUAAUGCUACUUACAGUAUCGUCAUUGACAAUGAAGAGAAACAAACAGGAAGCUUGUAUAAGGAUUGGGAUCUUCUCCCACCAUGUUUGACGGAUUCUCUCUUUAAGAUCCAAGUGGAAUCAAAAACUGAAUAUGCUCUCUUUGAUUAUCAAGGUUAUGAUGACAUCCCAAAGGAGAUUUCAGAUCCAGAUGCUAAAAAGGAUUGGGAUGAUGAGGAAGAUGGUGAGUGGACUGUUCCAAAUAUUCCAAACCCUGAAUACAAGGGUCCAUGGAAGGCUUAG
Molecule: messenger RNA, 714 nt
Organism: Lactuca saligna
Lineage: Eukaryota; Viridiplantae; Streptophyta; Magnoliopsida; Asterales; Asteraceae
Source: the annotation of a GenBank genome assembly